AGCGUGGCUGCAGCAUGCGUACUUGUUUUGAUUGAGUAGCGCUGUCACAUUCCCGCGUGAGAUGUCGCGAAUCGUCGUGAAAAACCUUCCCAAAAAGAUCAAAGAAGAACGGCUGCGGGAGUUCUUCUCCACGAAAGGGACGGUGACCGAUCUGCAGCUGAAGUACACGAAAGAAGGUGUCUUCCGACGCUUCGCCUUCGUGGGAUUCAAAGAUGAGGCCCAGGCCGCUGCUGCCAAGGAGUACUUUAAUAAUUCGUACCUGGACACUUCCAAGCUUCAGGUGGAGAUCUGUGCAGCACUGGGUGAUGAGCAGAAGCCCCGCUCGUGGAGCAAGUACUCUGCCGACAGUUCGGCCUACCAGCGGCUUCACCCUGAGACGAGGAAGCCCAAGCCAGUCAAGGAGAAGUCACCAAGGAAAAACUUUGCUGACGAGUUCUUAAAAGACCUGGAAGGCAAUGAGGAGUUCGAAGAGUUCCUCAAGGUGCAUGGGACGCACAACAAGGUCACCUGGGACAAUGACACGCGCGCUCCGAAUGCUGACGGAGAUGCGAAGAAAGCGAAGCCAGCCAAGGCAGUUCCGCCUUCCAAAUCAGAAGACGAAGAUGGGGACGAUGCUGAUGAAGAGGAACCUAAAGAUAACUUCGACAAGGCUCCAGCUAGUAGUAAGGCUAAGAAGAAUGACAAGCAGCAACCGGUUCCGCAGCAGAAGCAAAAGCCCAAGCUACCAGUACAAGAGUUUGCCUACACGUUGAAAGUCAAGGGACUUCCAUACAAUUGCAAAAAGAAACAAAUCAAGGACUUCUUCAAACCUGCCAAAGUGGCCAGCCUGCGACUUCCACCGAAGGUCAGAGGCAUUGCCUACCUGGGUUUCAAGAAGGAACAAGACAUGAAGCAGGCACUAAACAAGCAUCACAGCUUCAUGGCUGGACAUAGGUUAGAUGUCACAAAAUAUGCAAAGCAAGUGGUCCCUGAGAAAAAAUGGCGGCAGUUUGAAGACUUGGGUAACCCCCAGGAGACACUGGCAGAUACUGGGCGAAUUUUUAUUAGAAACCUGUCCUACACAAUCACUGAAGAGGAGCUGGAGGAACUCUUCAAAAAAUAUG
Molecule: messenger RNA, 1103 nt
Organism: Rhipicephalus microplus (southern cattle tick)
Lineage: Eukaryota; Metazoa; Arthropoda; Arachnida; Ixodida; Ixodidae
Product: putative RNA-binding protein 19
Cellular component (GO): ribonucleoprotein complex; cytoplasm; nucleus
Molecular function (GO): mRNA binding
Source: RefSeq, a predicted model, not a curated record